AAUAGGUAAGAGUUGUACAACGCUACAACCAUGACUCCAGACGUGUUUAGCCUCUUUAGUCAAGCUGUCAACAAAGGGUCAGUAGCAGAGCUGAUCGACAUUCGCGACAAAUACACCUGGAAAUCAAUAACAAUCGAAUUUAUAGCUACGCGUUAUUGCAACAAAGAAAAAGAGACUUCCCUGCAAGUCGCCGUCAAGAACAAUCACUUCUAUGUCGUUGAGUUUUUGGUUCAUCAGUUGAAAUUUCACAUCCUGCAAGAACUGUACCCGCACGGAAAACACAACAAACCGAAGAGAUGUCCUUUUUCAUGGGAGAAAUUGGAUUGUUCUCAAGUUUUGCCCUCAUUCGUCUUACCUGCAGGCACAUUUGCAGUUAUAUCAGACAUUUGUAAACACGUCCCAUUAAUCAAACUGAUUGAAUACCUGAUUGACGUAGUCAACGACGAGGCAUAUUGGUUGGACUUCGUUCUUAAUUCGUUUAUGGCCAGCUCGCUUACCAAACACGAGAAGAUAAUCGCUCUCGAAUUGAUGGGUGCUGCCUUCAUCUUCAAACAGAUUCUCCACACUCGACGAAAGUCAUUGUGCAAGACAGCGCCAUGCCAUAACGGGCCAUGGCGUGGAUUGCUUUGCUGGAAACAAGCAAUAACAUUACGUUACUCUACAGCUGGUGGACAAGAACCUAUACCUAAAAUUCCUUACGUUUUCUCAGAGAUUGUCAGCAGCAUCUUUGAGGAAGCUACUGAAUUUAUGACACCAGAUGAACUGGAAGAGCUGGUAGAGCAAUCGUCCAUGCACAGGUCGAUCGGUGGUUGGGACCUUCUUUGUGGACCACUUGUAGUUCAAGCUCUGUUAGUUAGUAAACGAAUAUUUAGUCAAGACAAAACAAGUGAAACUGGCCCAAACUCUUUCCAUCUUGGAAACUUACUCCAUUAUGGAAUCUACUGUAAAUUUCACCAACAGUACAUCCAUGCCACCAACAUUUGUCUGCUAAUCUUGGAACAUUCCAAAGGGUUCAACCCGAACUCAUCACCUAAGUGUGUCAAAAUAUUUGCAGAAACAUUUGAUUUAAUGUUAGUCUGUUUGAAACGACGACAGCCAACCAACGGUACUUUAAAACAAGAAUUAUCGUCUGCUAACCUAUUGGCAAUCGCUAAAUUCGGAUUAGAAAUUUUCGCCAAUAUGUUACCUGUCCCACCAGUGACUCUUCCCGACAGGCAACUCUUUGAUAUCCUCGAAAAAACUUACUUCUUCAUUUCAAAUUGGCUUCCAAGAUUAAACAAAGACGAAAUUCGUCAGUUAACCGAAUACCUGUCACGUUACAUCCAUUUCUACAAUCAAAAUAACGGAGUCACUAGUCUGCUACACGUGGCGAUCGCCAUGGUUGAUUACCAUGGAGGCAUGUCACUGUAUUCUACAAGUCAUGCUGUAUCCAUUAUUCAACUGCUGUUGGACGCUGGAGCCAAUCCCAACGCAGUCGACAAACACGGCAAAACUCCACUUCACUUUUUGGCAGAAAAGUAUUCGAGAGACGAGACAUCAGAGUCUUACUUCAUCAUUUUUCAAGCCUUGUUGGAUGCCGGUGGAUAUCUUGACAAAGCCGCACCUAAUGGGAAGACAGUUCUCUGUAUUCUUAAAGAUCAGAGAGUCAAACAUCCUACCUUAGGCUACGCCGCUGAUCCUUUCCUUGAUUCACUGAUUGAUCCCCAACUUCUCCCUUCUUUUCGAAAUCGCACAUCUACGUCAAGAUCUAUAUAAUUUUAAAUUGUAUGUUGCAAUCAUUAUUAUAAACGAAAAAUAUAUAUGUAAAUAUGAA
Messenger RNA from Daphnia carinata, 1813 nucleotides. RefSeq names its product protein fem-1 homolog A-A-like. The record is from RefSeq and is a predicted model, not a curated record. Gene Ontology annotation, cellular component: cytoplasm. The coding region runs from base 31 to 1755 and encodes 574 amino acids. Lineage: Eukaryota; Metazoa; Arthropoda; Branchiopoda; Diplostraca; Daphniidae. Gene Ontology annotation, molecular function: protein binding. The transcript has a single exon.